Messenger RNA from Hyaloscypha bicolor E, 1862 nucleotides. RefSeq names its product UV radiation resistance protein-like protein. The coding region runs from base 4 to 1734 and encodes 576 amino acids. Gene Ontology annotation, cellular component: lytic vacuole; endosome. Lineage: Eukaryota; Fungi; Ascomycota; Leotiomycetes; Helotiales; Hyaloscyphaceae. The transcript has a single exon. Gene Ontology annotation, biological process: SNARE complex assembly. Gene Ontology annotation, molecular function: SNARE binding. The record is from RefSeq and is a predicted model, not a curated record.
AGUAUGGCCUCCGAACUAUCGCGGCCAUUACUCUUGCCCCAGAAUCGAAAAUUACGGCAUCUGCAAGGGAUAUACCUGCGGAAUCUCACUCUUUCCCGGCCACGCGGCAAGACAAUUGACGACGCAGCUCUCAAUAAAACUCCUCAGAAGCUCGAAGCUCUGCGCGAACCACAGCUCCACCAUGCGCAAUCGUCAGGAGACCUGCGACCACCGAAACUGCGAAGGAGAAGUACGAAUUGGAGUGGUGCCAGCCCGGAUCUGCGGCAAAAGAAGCUCGAAGAUGUCAUCGACAGCAGGACAGCCGAUACGUUCUUUACACUGCAUGCGAAGGGACAGGAGGACCCGAUAUACAUCAGCGAGGUUGUGGAAAGGGCUAUGAAUCCUACGUUUCGAUUCUUUGAUCUCUCCGGAUUUGGGCCCGCGACGACGAGACUCGAUACUUUUACAAUCAGGUUAUGGGUCAAGAGACAAGACUUUGUGCCUCUUAUUGAAGAAGAAGUCAGUCUACAGUCGCUGCAGUUUGUUGGGACUCUGGAAAACCACCCUUUUCUACCGAAUUGUAUUCUGUUCCACCUCAUCGAUGGAAUCUACACAAUUGAUCUCGCGUCAAAACCACCGAACCCGAAACACGCUCCCUCAUUACCCACAUCAUCAUAUAGUGCGCUCAUGCGCCUGUCCAAUCUUGACGAAUCGAUUCAAGAUGCUCUCGCCACCCGCGAAGAAUUAGCUGCUCAAAUCAACGAAAUUCUACUUUCGAAUCCUGUGGAUGAAUCCCCACAAGCAGAGGAGGAGGUGGCUCUUGCAUCACGCUACGUAGCUUCUGAACGCAAGUUGCUCAAAAACUCCAUACGCAGGCGUGCCGAGCUCAAAACCUCAAUAUCAUCACGCACGGAAGCUAUUAAGACCGGUAAAGAACUACAACUGAAAUAUCUGGAGGAUAUAAACAACGCCCAAGACAAACUCUCGAACUGCAAAACACUCUUACAAACCACCACAUCCGAAAUUCAUGGCCAGAGAAGACGAAUAUGCGAAGAGCUUCUCGCCAUCUACCCCAUAGAAGCAACAACCCACACCCUCCUCUUCACCAUCUGCGGCCUUCCCCUCCCGAACUCCAUCUUCGAAGACGCAGAUGAAGACAUCAUCUCCGCAGCCCUUGGCUAUGUUGCCCGUCUGGUAGACUUGCUACAAUAUUACCUCUCAGUCCCGCUUCCGUACCCAAUAACUUCAUAUGGCUCUCGCUCAAUAAUACAAGACUCCAUCUCCAUCCUGCAGGACAAUCAGCGCAUUUUCCCCCUGUACAUGAAGGGCACAGUCCGCUUCCGGUUCGACUACGGCGUCUUCCUUUUAAACAAGAACAUUGAACGGCUAGCCGAGAGCCAAGGGUUAAAAGUAAUGGAUAUUCGACAGACGCUCCCGAAUCUCAAAUACGUACUUUAUGUAUGCAGUGCAGGGAGCAGCGAGUUACCUGCUCGCAAAGCAGGCGGGAUAAGGGGGCUAAUAACUGGGAGGGAGGUCGAGAUCGGGAGUCGGAGGGGGAGUGCGGAUUCCGGAAUUGUAGGGGCGCAGAGCGAGGCUGUUAGGAAGGCGUUGGAGAAUGGCAGUGCAGAAGCCAAAGGUGUGAAGCUUGAUGUUGGCAAAGGGAACAGAGAUUUUAAUAUGGCGAGUGUGCCAUUUAGAGAUACGCAUGUGCAGAGUUUGAGGACGAGGGGAUUGAGGGAGAAUAUCAAGAGAUGAUUUGCUGAUAGUAAUGAUACCACAUGAGCAUUGUUUUGACCUUGCUAUCAUUGUCUCUCUUGAUUAGAACUUGAGGCGGAACGUCAUGUUUUGCACGCACGAUAUUGAACAGCGCGAGAAAAUCUUGU